AUGACAACAUCUGAUAGGCAAUAUAUGACAAUGGGUGAUGUACAAGAAUUGAGCAAAGAACAAGAUAAAUGUAUACUUGUUAUUGAACAUAAAGUGUAUGAUAUUACACCAUUUCUUGAUGAACAUCCAGGUGGUGAAGAAGUAUUAAAAGAACAACAUGGAAAAGAUGCAACGUCUGCUUUCGAAGACGUUGGACAUUCGAUUGACGCACGUCAGCAAAUGGAACAAUAUCAAAUUGGAGAACUACAAGUCUCUGAGAAAAAGCCAUCUGAAAAGAAGGCCCGAAAAGUAGUUAGUGAUGAAGUGAACAAUGAAUCGUCAUCUUGGAUGAAAUGGAUUAUACCUCUUGCAAUAGCCAUAUCUGCUGUUAUUAUAUUUAAAUUAUUUAUUAAAUAA
Molecule: messenger RNA, 396 nt
Organism: Didymodactylos carnosus
Lineage: Eukaryota; Metazoa; Rotifera; Eurotatoria; Philodinida; Philodinidae
Source: the annotation of a GenBank genome assembly